Selaginella moellendorffii is the source of this 1916-nucleotide messenger RNA. Its product is annotated as ATP sulfurylase 1, chloroplastic. The coding region runs from base 105 to 1631 and encodes 508 amino acids. The record is from RefSeq and is a predicted model, not a curated record. The transcript is spliced from 5 exons. Lineage: Eukaryota; Viridiplantae; Streptophyta; Lycopodiopsida; Selaginellales; Selaginellaceae. Gene Ontology annotation, biological process: sulfate assimilation. Gene Ontology annotation, molecular function: adenylylsulfate kinase activity; sulfate adenylyltransferase (ATP) activity.
AGGGCAGUAUAAAUUAACUUUGGAACGAGUGUAGCUCUAGAAACAUUCCUCCUCUUCUCCUCUCGCUCGCGAUCGAUCGAUUUUCUAGGGUUUAAGAGGAGGCCAUGGCGCCUUUAGCGACAUUGUAUGGCAGGGACGUCACGUUUGCGGCGCCAUACCGUCCGUCGCCUUCGGCGCCCUCUCAAGCCCUAAUUUCUUGGCAGGAAAGGGUGGAAGCUCCGGCGGCAUCGCAUUUCUUCGCGGGCCUCCAGCAAUCCACUCGAUUGAGCGCCAGAUUCACCGCCAGCGAUCGCAGGAUGCCGCGGGAAAGGGAUGUUACGCCCAGGGUCGCGGAGAUCGACAGAGUUCUCGAGGUAAAUGGGGCGUUUCUCGGCGCCAGCGCCAAGCCGGCGGCGGCGGAACUGAUUGAGCCGGACGGCGGCGCGCUGGUGGAUCUGCUGGUGCCGGAUUCCAAGGCGGCGGAGAAGGAAUCCGAGGCCAGGGGUUUGGUCCAGGUGAAGAUCGGCCAGAUCGAUCUGGAGUGGAUCCAUGUCGUGAGCGAGGGAUGGGCGAGCCCGCUCAAGGGGUUCAUGCGCCAGGCCGAGUACUUGCAGGCGCUGCAUUUCAAUUCGCUGCGCAUGCCCAAUGGACUCCUCGCGAAUAUGUCGAUUCCCAUCGUCCUGGCCAUUGACGACGAGCAAAAGGAGAGCAUUGGGAACGCCAGUAGCGUAACGCUCGUUGGUCCCCAAGGCGACAUGGUGGCUAUCCUCUCCAACAUCGAGAUUUACAAACAUAACAAGGAGGAGCGAAUCGCGAGGACUUGGGGAACCACUGCUCCUGGCUUGCCUUACGUCGACGAGUCCAUCACCAAUGCGGGUAACUGGUUGAUUGGAGGGGACUUGGAGGUUCUCAAGCGCGUCAAAUACAACGAUGGCUUGGAUCACUACAGGCUCUCGCCGAUGGAGUUGCGUGCCGAGUUUGCGAGAAGGAAGGCCGACGCGGUGUUUGCAUUCCAGCUGAGGAAUCCGGUGCACAACGGCCAUGCGCUCUUGAUGACGGACACGCGACGGAGGCUGCUGGAGAUGGGGUAUAAGAAUCCAAUUCUACUGCUCCAUCCUCUUGGUGGCUUCACAAAGGCCGACGAUGUUCCUCUCGAGUGGCGUAUGAGGCAGCACGACGAGGUUCUCAAAGCAGGUGUGUUGGAUCCAGAGACAACGGUGGUGGCAAUCUUCCCCUCGCCAAUGCAUUACGCCGGGCCAACGGAAGUCCAAUGGCACGCCAAAGCUCGAAUCAACGCGGGUGCCAACUUCUACAUCGUUGGCCGUGAUCCGGCAGGAAUGGGACACCCCAUUGAAAAACGUGAUCUGUAUGACGCGGACCACGGGAAGCUGGUUCUCAGCAUGGCUCCUGGAUUGGAGCGCUUGAACAUCCUUCCUUUCAGGGUGGCGGCGUAUGACAAAACGAAGAGCAAAAUGGCGUUCUUUGAUCCUUCGAGACCUCAGGAUUUCGUCUUCAUCUCUGGCACCAAGAUGAGAAACUUUGCCAAGAGCGGCGAAAGUCCACCAGACGGGUUCAUGUGCCCCGGGGGCUGGAAAGUCCUCGUUGAAUACUACCAAAGCAAAGCCAAGGAGGCAACCGCGACAUCGCCAUAAACACUCCUGGUGAACCGAGGGGGGAGGGAGAGAGGCUGCCGCAAUGAUCUAUCACUUAUAGCUAGGAUGGAUCCAACCGAAGUUGGAGCUCCGUCCAGAGCAAGCAAGCAUCCUAGUGUACAGAAGAGCAACAGAGCAUUUCAAUUCGUAUUGAAAUGGAUGCUUUUUCCAUCCAAGUCCGUAAGUCCGAGAUGAGUGAGUCCGAGAAGGUCCGAGAGAGGUGAUACAAUGGUUAACAGGAAUGGUUUUCUCCUUUUCUAGCUUACAAUCCGAAUGGUUUUCUUC